AUGGCUGCCAAGAAACUUUUCCCACCUGGACAGCCCAGGGAUCGUCACUAUCUACUUGAAGGGGUUGGGCAAGUGUCCAAUGUACCAGCCUGGCAAGAGGGUCUGGAGCUGGAAGUGCUGAGCAAUGUGGACCUUGAUGGACCAAAGUUCCUGUCAGGGAAAUAUGAGGUCAGCUUUGUGAAGAAUAUAGAAAAGAAAACCAGGGCAUGUGUUGAGAGCCUAAAUUAUGAUGACUGGGAGAGUGCUGUGUUUCUGGAGCAUGAGAAGAUGUUGACACAUGGCUACCAGAUCAGACUGGCAGUGUUUAAAUGGCUGCUCAUGGGCCUGGUUGGAGUCAGCACUGCCAUUGUGGGAGCCAUUGCUCACAUGCUCAUACAUACCAUUGUGGAUUUCAAGUUCUCUCUCAUCAAAACAUAUGUUGAUUUCUGUAUGGUGGAUCAAUGUAUGUUCUGGCUUCCUCCCCUGAUAUGGAUCCUGUUCAACUGCACAUUUGUUUUUGUUGCCAGCUGGUUCACAACCUUUGUAGAGCCUGCCACCAGUGGAAGUGGGAUCCCUCCAGUCAAGUGUUACCUGAAUGGAAUCAAGAUGCCUGGUUUUGUUAGAAUCAGGACCCUUUUCAUCAAAGUUCUGGGGAUUGUUUGUUCAGUUUCUGGAGGCUUGGCUGUUGGAAAGGAAGGACCAAUGAUACAUACAGGAGCGAUAGUAGCAUCAGGGAUAGCCCAAGGGCUGGGAAUGCGCAGAGGGUCACUUAAGGGAUAUAUGGACUCUCUAAGAGAUGAUAAGAACAGAAGAGAAUUUGUGGCUGCAGGUGGAGCAGCUGGAGUGGCAUCUGCUUUUGGAACUCCACUGGGAGGGGUACUAUUCAGCAUUGAGGAAGGUAUCAGCUGGUGGAACCCCACCUUGGUGUGGCAGAUAUUUUUGUGUGCUAUGCUGGCUGCCUUAUUUCUCCAUAACCUUCUGUCACUAUACAUCACCAAAAAAUGGCAAAAGGUGAUGGAGGCUGUUGGAGUGGCUGCUGUCACAGCCUUGGUAGGAUAUGGACUGUCCUACUCUGUUAACAUAUGUUACACCAGUCAGCAACCUGCAGACAAUUUUGUACCAAGUGUGGGGAAGUUGAAUAGUGAAAAUGGGUCUGCAUCAGUGCCAGAGAAUCUGGUCAAGUUGGAUGACUUGACCUCAGGACAUGCUUCACCUUAUGCACAGAUGUUUUGUCCAAAUGGUUCUUACAAUGCCAUUGCAGCCAUGUUUUUCCAGAGUGCUGAAGAAAAUGUCAAUCAUUGGCAGCAUGGACAUAUGGGCUCUCAAUUCCAAGUGGGCUCUUCAUUCCUUCCCUCCUCACUGGUGCAAUCUGGGGGAGAUUUGUUGGAGCUGGGACAUGGUAAAAUGUUCUUCCCAGGCAAGUACUCCCUAAUAGGAGCUGCAGCUCAUCUUGGAGGAGUUGUGAGGAUGACUCUUUCCUUGACUUUAAUUUUGGUGGAAGCUACUUCAAAUGUCAAGUUUGGACUUCCUAUCAUGUUGACAUUGAUGGUAGCAAAGAUUGUUGGUGACCACUUCAAUAAAGGCAUAUAUGAUUUGCACAUAGAAUUGGAGGGGGUCCCAGUGCUGAAUUGGAGUCCUCCAGCCCUUUUGCAUUGUGUGAAGUCUAGACAUGUGAUGAGCAAACCUGUAGUCACUUUGCCUCCUGUGGUGAAAUUGAGCAACUUGGUUGAAACACUUGCCACUUGUUCACACCAUGGGUUUCCUGUUGUGGAACCAGGAACAAAGGGUUUAUUUGGAAAGUUCUUGGGACUGAUCAGCUGGAGUCAGUUGCUGGUUCUCAUGCAGAAAAAGGCCUUCAGGGAGGUUAUGGAGGAAGGUGCCCAUUUGCCCUUGUCUGUCUUCAAAGAUGCCUAUCCUUGUCAUGGAACAGUUGAUGUGGGUUAUGCUUUCAAAGAUUUUUGGAGGCAUUUUUCUCAUGUCUUCAUUUCAUUUCAGAAAAGAAUGUUCAGCUCAAAAGAACUGAGCUACACUUUGGACCUGCAGCCUUACUUGAACCCUGCUCCUAAUACUGUUAGCCCAGAGGAAUCAUUUCCAAGGGCUUAUCAACUGUUCAGAGGCCUUGGUCUCAGGCAUUUGGUUGUGAUUGAUUCAUCUCAAGUGGUUGGGAUGAUCACCAGAAAAGAUCUUGCAAGAGUGACACCUAGGAUGGACAAAGGCAAUGCCCCAGUCCCAAAGAAGCAGAGUGUUGUUUCAAUCAACCAUGAAAACUCCAAGGAGUCUUCAGAAACAAAUCCUCUGGCAAACUCUGCUGUAUAA
This is a messenger RNA of Notodromas monacha, 2295 nucleotides long. NCBI's taxonomy places the organism in Eukaryota, Metazoa, Arthropoda, Ostracoda, Podocopida, Cyprididae. The record is from the annotation of a GenBank genome assembly.